AUGACUGAGCCAUCGUCAAGCAACUCGAGAAAAGUCAGACUAACAGUCAUCGCUGCCGAUGGUCUAUAUAAACGAGAUGUCUUCAGAUUUCCGGAUCCCUUCGCCGUUAUCACGGUAGAUGGGGAACAAACACAUACAACUACUGUAAUCAAGAAGACUUUGAAUCCUUAUUGGAAUGAACCUUUCGAUGUCAAUGUCACCGACUCAAGCAUCAUUGCCGUACAGAUCUUCGACCAGAAGAAGUUCAAGAAAAAGGACCAGGGCUUCCUCGGUGUUAUUAACAUUAGAGUUGGGGAUGUCCUCGACCUUGGACUCGGAGGUGACGAGAUGCUUACGCGCGACCUCAAAAAGUCCAAUGACAACAUGAUGGUGCAUGGGAAACUAAUCGUCAACUUGUCAACUAACGUGGAGGAGCCUUUGAGGACACAGAGUCAGGCCAGGCCGCCGAAUGCGCCGCCUACUCCUGCUGGUCCAUCUUCUAGCAGCAAUACUGCGCUUCCGGUUACGGAACCGCAAAACGGCGCGCCUCCCCCAAGUGCCAAUGGUAACCGUCCUCCUGGAGCUCCUUCUGACAGUGCCCCCGCGGGUGCCCCGAAUUCUGGAGGAAGCAGGCAGCUAAGUACCUUCGAAGACAACCAGGGUCCUCUGCCGGCUGGCUGGGAAAGACGGCAAGACAACCUGGGUCGGACGUACUAUGUAGACCAUAAUACUCGUACCACGACCUGGGUUCGGCCGUCUUCCCAGUUCUCGUCGAGCGAACAGCGAGCUACCAUGCAGCAUAACACCGAUAUGGAAAGAAGAGCACACGGGAACCGAAUGCUACCCGAAGACCGAACCGGUGCCAACUCCCCCACCCCGGGAACCGGAACAACCACCCCACCUAACAACGAGGCCUCGUCGAACGCGGUAUCAAUGAUGGCUACUGGCGCGACCACAGCCGGAACUGGUGAGUUACCUCCUGGCUGGGAACAGCGUCACACUCCUGAAGGAAGACCGUAUUUUGUCGAUCACAACACCCGAACUACGACCUGGGUCGAUCCUCGAAGGCAACAGUACAUUCGUGUCUAUGGGCAGCAACAAACGGUGCAAACCCAACCUGUCUCGCAGCUCGGACCUCUUCCUAGCGGAUGGGAAAUGCGUCUUACGAAUACCGCUAGGGUCUACUUUGUGGAUCACAACACCAAGACGACAACCUGGGAUGACCCUCGUCUACCAUCGUCCCUGGACCAGAACGUGCCACAAUACAAGCGAGAUUUCCGAAGGAAGCUCAUCUACUUCAGAUCCCAACCAGCUCUGCGUAUUCUGUCCGGCCAAUGUCAUGUCAAAGUGCGAAGAAACCAUAUUUUCGAAGAUUCCUAUGCGGAAAUUAUGAGACAACAUCCCAACGACUUGAAAAAGCGAUUGAUGGUCAAGUUCGACGGAGAAGAUGGUUUGGAUUACGGUGGUCUUUCGAGAGAAUUUUUCUUCUUGCUAUCCCACGAGAUGUUCAAUCCAUUUUAUUGUCUGUUCGAGUAUUCGGCACAUGACAAUUAUACCCUUCAAAUCAACCCCCACUCGGGUAUUAACCCUGAGCACUUGAAUUACUUCAAGUUCAUCGGAAGGGUUGUCGGUCUCGCCAUUUUCCACCGACGUUUCCUAGACGCCUUCUUCAUUGGCGCUUUCUACAAGAUGAUUUUGCGCAAGAAAGUCUCGCUCGCUGAUAUGGAAGGCGUGGAUGCUGAUUUCCACCGAAAUCUCACCUGGACUUUGGAGAAUGAUAUUACAGAUAUCUUAGAUCUUACUUUCUCUACUGAAGACAAUAGGUUCGGAGAAACUGUAACAAUCGAUCUCAAGCCAAAUGGUAGAGAUAUUGAGGUGACAAAUGAGAACAAGAAGGAGUAUAUUGAUCUUAUCACCGAAUGGAGAAUUUCGAAGCGAGUCGAGGAGCAAUUUAAUGCGUUUAUCACUGGAUUCAACGAACUUAUUCCGCCAGAUCUGGUUAAUGUGUUUGACGAGCGAGAACUGGAGUUGUUGAUUGGUGGUAUCGCCGAUAUUGACGUCGAUGACUGGAAGAAACACACCGAUUAUCGCGGUUACACCGAAACUGAUGAAGUUAUCCAAAACUUCUGGAAGUGCGUGAGGAGCUGGGAUGCCGAGCAGAAAUCGCGUCUCUUACAGUUUACCACCGGCACUUCCCGUAUUCCGGUCAAUGGUUUCAAGGAUUUACAGGGAAGCGACGGGCCAAGAAGAUUCACAAUCGAAAAGGCUGGAGAGCAGUUACAUCUGCCCAAAUCGCAUACUUGCUUCAACCGUUUGGACCUCCCACCAUACAAGUCAUAUGAUGCGUUGGCUCAGAAAUUGGCAUUGGCUGUGGAGGAGACGAUGGGAUUCGGACAAGAGUAG
Messenger RNA from Orbilia oligospora ATCC 24927, 2382 nucleotides. RefSeq lists its product as uncharacterized. The record is from RefSeq and is a predicted model, not a curated record. Gene Ontology annotation, molecular function: protein binding; ubiquitin protein ligase activity. Gene Ontology annotation, biological process: ubiquitin-dependent protein catabolic process. The transcript has 11 exons. Bases 1 to 2382 code for a protein of 793 amino acids. Lineage: Eukaryota; Fungi; Ascomycota; Orbiliomycetes; Orbiliales; Orbiliaceae.